GCCAAUGAAUGAUAUCUCACAAAUUGGUUACGUGUUUACGUUAAAAUAUGUAUUCAAAGAUAAGAAAAACAGAUCAUGUAUUUUCAUAUUAGCCUAUGUGUAAGUAAAAAGACCAAGAUGAUAUUUUGAUUCAUUCCUUGGUUUUAAGCGAAAAAAUGCAGAAGUUUUGUGCCGUUACGCUUAUAUGUGUCUAUCUAUUACAUAUUUCGGGUACAACAGCCAAAACUUAUCGCAUAGUUAAUGGCAAAAAUGCUUUAAUCAAAGACUUUCCGUUUCAGCUUUCACUGCGAAUACGAACCAUACACAUAUGUGGUGCCUCAGUUUUAAACGAUGCCUGGGCCAUUACUGCAGCACAUUGUGUUCAUGAUGUAGAGCUGAAGCCCAAAAUGAUAACUUUACGCAUUGGCAGUAGAUAUCGAACUAAGGGGGGCUUAAUAGUACCUGUUAUACAAAUUUAUAACCAUCCUAGUUAUAAUGCGGAAACCAUGAAUUUCGAUGUGGCUUUAUUGAAAGUGAGCGCUAGAUCUUUUCGUCGAAAUGACUUGCCUGUAAAGCCUAUCAAACUACCUACCUUCUCGGCAACUAUGUCGGAUAAUAUGGCUGCCAUAGUUUCUGGUUGGGGCCAUCAGAGUUCAUCCCUUCAUAUUUUAUCAGCGGAAUUAAAAUACACAACGGUGUACACGGUCGAUCAAACAGCUUGUAACAAGAGCUUAUCAGCACAUGGUGGCAUUACGAAUGCAAUGUUUUGUGCCGCUGCACGAAAUACAGAUGCCUGUCAGGGAGACAGUGGCGGACCCAUACAACGUAAUGGCACUUUAAUUGGUUUGGUUUCUUGGGGUGUUGGUUGUGCCGAUCCGUACUAUCCAGGAGUAUACACUCGUUUGUCGUAUGCCCCAAUACGUUCAUGGAUAAAGUUAUUGACAAAACUGUAAGCUCGCAGUAUUACAACAGAUUUUGGUUUUACUAUUUCAAUUUUAACCCAUAUGAAAAAUUUGAAUUCAUUGAAGCUGAACAAAACAAAAAAAAUCUUUUCAAAAAUAUAUA
Messenger RNA from Stomoxys calcitrans (stable fly), 1044 nucleotides. Its product is annotated as trypsin-3. The record is from RefSeq and is a predicted model, not a curated record. The transcript is spliced from 3 exons. The coding region runs from base 156 to 932 and encodes 258 amino acids. NCBI's taxonomy places the organism in Eukaryota, Metazoa, Arthropoda, Insecta, Diptera, Muscidae. Gene Ontology annotation, biological process: proteolysis. Gene Ontology annotation, molecular function: serine-type endopeptidase activity.